Messenger RNA from Auxenochlorella protothecoides, 2325 nucleotides. Its product is annotated as DNA replication licensing factor MCM3-like protein 3. Gene Ontology annotation, cellular component: MCM complex; nucleus. Gene Ontology annotation, biological process: mitotic DNA replication initiation; DNA strand elongation involved in DNA replication; double-strand break repair via break-induced replication. NCBI's taxonomy places the organism in Eukaryota, Viridiplantae, Chlorophyta, Trebouxiophyceae, Chlorellales, Chlorellaceae. The transcript has 12 exons. Gene Ontology annotation, molecular function: single-stranded DNA helicase activity; ATP binding; single-stranded DNA binding. The record is from RefSeq and is a predicted model, not a curated record. The coding region runs from base 1 to 2325 and encodes 774 amino acids.
AUGGCGACGCUGGACGACAGUAAUGUGGCUCGGCUGGAGGCCAAGCGCGACUUUGCAGACUUCCUGGACAGCGAUUACGGAAGGGAUACGGGCGAGGGCAAGUACGUCAAGAAGAUCGAGGAUAUGAUGAAGAAAUACCCCACCACCAAGACCAUACGCCUGGAUGUCGAUGUGCAAGAUCUCUCCGAGUACAAUCCAGACCUGCACCGCCGUGUGUUGGAGUCCCCGGGCGACUGCAUCCCUCCCUUUGCCGAGGCCCUGGAGGACAUGAUCCGCAACCAGAGCCCCAAGUUCCUGUCCAAGCUGGUGUCGCUGCAGGGCAUCGUCACGCGCUGCACCCUGGUUCGCCCCAAGGUGGUCAAGAGCGUGCACUGGUGCGCUGCCACCAACUCCUUCACCAGCCGCGAGUAUCGUGACGCCAGCUCCAUCGAGGGCCUGCCCACCAGCACCGUCUACCCCACGCGCGACGAGCAGGGCAACCUGCUGUCCACCCAGUACGGCAUGAGCAGCUUCGUGGACCACCAGACCGUGACCAUCCAGGAGCUGCCGGAGACGGCGCCCCCCGGCCAGCUCCCACGAUCAGUCGAGGUGGUGCUGGAGGACGACCUGCGUGACGCCUGCAAGCCCGGCGACCGGGUCAGGAUCGUGGGCGUGUACAAGCCGAUCGCGCCCUCCACUGCCGGCGCCAGCUCCGCUGUGUUUAGGGCAAUUGUGAUGGCCAACAGCGUGUCGCGCCUGGCGGCCGACGCGACGUCCCCCACCUUCUCAGGCGAAGACUACGACAACAUCGUGUCGCUGAGCCAGGACCCGGGGCUGAUGGAGUGCCUGGCCGGGUCGCUGGCCCCCUCCAUCUACGGCUACUCCUGGGUCAAGCGCGCGCUGCUCCUGCUCCUGGUGGGCGGCCGCGAGCGUGUGCUGGGCAAUGGCACCCACCUCCGCGGCGACAUCAACUGCCUGCUGGUGGGCGACCCCGGGGUGGCCAAGUCCCAGCUCCUCCGCGCCGUCAUGAAUCUGGCGCCGCUGUCGGUAUCCACCACGGGCCGCGGCUCCUCGGGCGUCGGCCUGACCGCUGCCGUCACCACCGACGCCGACACGGGUGAGCGCCGGCUGGAGGCCGGGGCGAUGGUGUUGGCGGACCGCGGCGUGGUCUGCAUCGACGAGUUCGACAAGAUGAACGACGCCGACCGGGUGGCCAUUCACGAGGUCAUGGAGCAGCAGACGGUGACCAUCGCCAAGGCGGGCAUCAUGACGUCUUUGAAUGCGCGGUGCAGCGUGGUGGCCGCCGCCAACCCCAUCUAUGGGCACUACGACCGCUCCAUCUCCAUCACCCGCAACAUUGGGCUGCCCGACUCCCUGCUCUCCCGUUUCGAUCUCCUGUUUGUCGUCCUGGACAACAACGACGCCGCCCGCGACAGACAGGCGCGUCGGAUUGCAGAGCACGUGCUGGGUCAGCACCGGUACCGCGCGCCCGGGGAUGACGGCCGCAACGGCGGCGACGACCGCUACGUCGAGAACCUGGAGGAGGACGAAGAUCGGGAGCGCGGCAUCACGCCCAUGUACGUGCGGUACGAUGCCAGACUGUACGGCCCACGCCAGCCUGGCAAGCGGGAGCCGCUGUCCAUCCCCUUUUUGAAAAAGUACGUGGCCUUUGCCAAGCAGCGCUUUGCCGCGCCGGAGCUCACGCCCGAGGCCUCGGACGCCAUCGCCGAGUACUACGCCGACCUGCGCACCAGCCCCGAGGUCAAGGCGCUCCCCGUCACCGUGCGGACGCUGGAGACACUCAUCCGCCUGUCCUGCGCCCACGCCAAGGUCCGCCUGUCGGCCUAUGUGGAACCCCGGGACGUGACCGAGGUGAUCGCCAUCAUGGACCUCAUCCUGAAGAGCGACCCCUCGGCCCAGGAGGCGCACAAGACGGCCAGGACCAAGGCCGGCGGCGCCAAGCGCACGCGCGACGCCGUCAUCAGCGACGAGGAGGAGGAGGGAGGGGCCGAAGGCGCUGCGGGGGCUGCCGAGCCCAUGGACGUCCAGGAGGACGAGGCCAUCAGCGAUGCCGAGGAUGCGCCGGCCGGCCCCUCUAGGAGCGGCGCGGCCACUGCGCCGCCGGUGGCCGAGGAAAUCAGGGAGCUGGCGUCCGCCGUGCGCGCGGCGGUUCUGGAACUGGGUCAGCGCUCCGCGGAGGCCUGCAACGUGACGGGGGUGCUGGCGCUGCUGAGGGCGCAGGGCGACGCCAGCGUGAGCGGGGCCCAGGUGCGUGCCGAGCUGGAGGCGCUGGAGGCGGCGGGUGCCAUCAUGCUUUCUAACGACGAGUUCUACCUGACGCACUGA